CUAAAGGAUACUAACGGUUUCGAUAAUAGCUGGAAACCCAUCUUGAGGAGCAAGAAGCCAAGCACAGUUCUGAGCAGCGCUCGUUGCGCAACGUCGACCGCACAGUCAAAGACAUGCAGUCCCAGAUUGAUCGGCGCGAUAAGAUGAACACUCAGCUCAAUGACGACGUCAACAAAGCUCGCGAAAAGAUUGAGCGUCUUCUCCGGAACAUUGAGGAACUCCAGCAUAGCGACUCGGAAACGCAGCUGCAAGUCCGUCGACUUGAGCGUGAUCUCCGGGAAGAAAGGGAGAAGUCGCUCAGGAUGGAGCGUGAACUGGACGGAUGGCGGGCGCUCCGCGUUGAAAGGGGCAGCGUCCUCGGACGAGGCCACGUUGGUGCUUUCAGUGAUGCUGGAAGCAGAAGGGGGAGCAGCGUGUAUGGUUCAGGCGAGGUACCACAGCGGAUGCCUAGCAACACCAAAGGCUUCUUGGCCUGAGCGACCAAUGACGACUAUGACAUGAUGGCAGCCCUGCAUGGCUACGGAGUGUUGAAGGAAGGCGGCGCUUGGAUUAUGCUUUUGAAUGAUUUUG
Aspergillus ibericus CBS 121593 is the source of this 570-nucleotide messenger RNA. Its product is annotated as type II myosin. The record is from RefSeq and is a predicted model, not a curated record. Lineage: Eukaryota; Fungi; Ascomycota; Eurotiomycetes; Eurotiales; Aspergillaceae. The coding region runs from base 114 to 476 and encodes 120 amino acids. The transcript has 2 exons.